GCGCCCUUUUGGUGCGGUGGCCUGUGCUGUCUGUCCCGGGUCGGGUCCCGAGGAUCUGAUAGCCGCCGCGGUCGGUCGCCACCUGCUUGGCCAAUGUGAGCUGUCUGUCAUUAGUGGACGUGCGCUGAUCCGCACCGGCUGCGACGUAACGAGCUGAUCGCACGCUACAUCAAACUCCGCACUGGAAAAACGCGGACCAGGAAGCAGGUGUCCAGUCACAUUCAGGUGCUUGCACGUCGGAAGGCCCGGGAGAUCCAGGUGAAGCUGAAGGUACGCUACGACCAGGCCGCCAAAGACAAGGCGCUACAGAGCAUGGCCACCAUGUCCUCGGCCCAGAUCAUCUCGCCCGCGGCCUUCCAGAACAAGAUGGCGCUCCAGGGGCUCUCCAGGUCGGCUUACCCCACGAGCGGUGGGUUUUGGCACGGGGCUCUCCCAGGACAGCCAGGAGGCCACGAAGACAUUAAGCCCUUCUCCCAACAGAGUUACGCCAUGCAAGCGUCCGGCCCGGCGCCCAUAACAGGUUAUGAAAGCACUGCGGGGCUGUCCAUGUCACCUGGUGCCCCCCCUUGGCAGGGGAGAUGUAUCGCCGGCUCCAAGCUGCGAAUGCUGGAGUUCUCAGCUUUCCUGGAGCAACCUCAGGACCCGGAGACUUUCAACAAACACCUUUUCGUGCACAUCGGCCAGUCCAACCCCAGCUACAGCGACCCGUACCUGGAGUCGGUGGACGUCAGGCAGAUCUACGACAAGUUCCCCGAGAAGAAAGGAGGCUUGAAGGAGCUGUUUGACAAGGGGCCGCACAAUGCCUUCUUCCUUGUCAAAUUCUGGGCUGACUUGAGUGUGAACCUGCAGGACGACAGCAGUUUCUUCUACGGUGUUUCCAGCCAGUACGAGAGCUCUGAAAACAUGAUCAUCACCUCGUCCACCAAAGUCUGCUCCUUUGGCAAGCAAGUGGUGGAGAAAGUGGAGACCGAGUACGCCCGCUUCGAAAACGGCCGCUACAUGUUCCGCAUCCACCGCUCGCCGCUGUGCGAAUACAUGAUCAACUUCAUCCACAAGCUUAAGCACCUGCCCGAGAAGUACAUGAUGAACAGUGUCCUGGAGAACUUCACCAUCCUGCAGGUGGUGUCCAACAGGGACACCCUGGAGACCCUGCUGUGCGUGGCCUACGUCUUCGAGGUGUCCACGAGCGAGCACGGCGCCCAGCAUCACAUCUACCGGCUGGUCAAGGACUGACACCACGACGGCAACUUUGCCGCUCCUCCGCACAAAGACGCGCUCCUCGGUGAGCUUCAGGCACGAACGCGACCCAGCUCGAGGAGCGCCAACAUUUCCCAGGGACGAAACUACUGAGGAUUGCCAAGACCAGGAACCGGGCUCGGUGUGCGGGACAGUGACGGGAAAGGACCGUAACGCACUGGGGGUCUCCAUACCAAAGCCUGGCCUUGAAAAAGACCUGCAUGAGAACGUUGCCAUUGGUGUUUUCUUUUUUUAAAACUGAUUUUAGUAGCGCUUGUUUUGCUUUGUCAUGCAUGUGCCAGGAGUUAGGCUGACUCAGGGUGCCACCUACUGACUGAAAGAUGAAUGGCACACGUAACUGAAAAUGUUGGCAGAAAAUUGCACAACCCGUUUUGUUUUUUGUCCCCGUGCCAAUCACGUGUGUGCGAUUUGAAUCAUAUUGUAAACCUGCCACAGAUAAGAGAGAGCCUGACUCCGUGAUCAAUCGUAAUCACCUUUUGUGUUUGUGUGUUUGCUGUUUGAAUGUCUCGUGUUGUCUUAAGACUCCCAACAACAACAAAGGCACAUAAUGAUAAUAAUAGUCAUGGUGAUAACACUGCUACCUUGAAGCACAGGACAGUUGGGUUUUUAUCUGGAUUGCAGAGGUCGUCGACUGUCUCGUGUUAUUUGCCCUGAAGUGUCAGAUGAAAAUAUAAGUGUUUCUUACGAAAAAAAAAAAAAAGACUAGUGGUGCAUUUUUGUUUGCAAAAAGGCUUUUACAACUAAAGGCCUUUAAAGCUUUCUUUGCCAUGAUUACAUUUUGGAUUGUAUUCAUUUUUAAUGUUUUAUUAUUGGGCAUUUGCGUUACUGCACUUAUUACAUUAAACGUGAAUGUUUAAUACACUGCCAUUGAUUUGGAUGGGUGCGGAUGAAUAUUGUGUAAAUCAAUGGUUGUAGCAAACGAUUUGUUUUUUGUUAGUGUAUUAAACACGUUUAAUGUAACAUGUA
Molecule: messenger RNA, 2223 nt
Organism: Syngnathus acus (greater pipefish)
Lineage: Eukaryota; Metazoa; Chordata; Actinopteri; Syngnathiformes; Syngnathidae
Product: transcriptional enhancer factor TEF-3-like
Exons: 11
Coding region: 313-1233 (306 amino acids)
Biological process (GO): hippo signaling; embryonic organ development; regulation of transcription by RNA polymerase II
Cellular component (GO): transcription regulator complex
Molecular function (GO): RNA polymerase II cis-regulatory region sequence-specific DNA binding; DNA-binding transcription factor activity, RNA polymerase II-specific
Source: RefSeq, a predicted model, not a curated record